AUUACCAGUUGAUCCUGGUAGUCAGAUGAUCAUGCUCUCUUUGGAUAAUAAUUGUGAGUUCACUUAGAGGACCUCAGGGAUUGAACUGAAGAUCAAGUAUUAUGUGUACAUGUUCAGUCCUCCUGGAGUAUAUGUUGAUGAGUCCUCACUUAAAGAUACUCUGUCUCGUACUGUUGAUGAUAAUAUUAUUACUGAAUUCAUUAAACCAGAUUAUUAUAAUUUAAUAUAUAGAUCUUAUGUGAGUCUAUUGUAAUGUGUUUAGUGUUUAAUGUUAUUCAUUGGUUGUUUUGAUAAGUUUGUGUCACGUGAUCAGUAAAUAGUUUGUUGUGGGAGUGAACUGUCAAGAUGGCCACUGGUGGAUCAGGAAGAGAUACUCAAUAUGAAGGAAGGUUAUUAUAUGAGGAGAAAGGUUUAAAUGAAUAUGUAGCAAUAUUUACUGUAGCUAAAGAUGCAGGCACACUCUUUGAUUAUAGGAAUAGGAAGCACCCUAAGAUAGUUGGAUUAACGCAAAGUAUCAACUUUACAUUUGUCCCGCAGCAAGACUCUACACUUAUAUCAAGAGGUGAUUAUAUUGAAUUAAAGUUUGAUACUCCACAAGUUAAGCCAACCACUGGAUGGAUUAUUAAACCUCACACAGUACCUUGUAGAAUAUAUAGAAGUGAUGUUGAUAAGGUUGGUACACCUGGUUAUCCUGACCCUCCCUGCUGCAGUAUAUCGAUACAUGCUACACCUGAUGCUGUUCUUAGACUACAUUAUACUAUACCAGUGGAAGGUGUGGUUAAACGUUAUACAUUGGACAUUAGAAGGACAUUAAGAAGAG
Messenger RNA from Amphimedon queenslandica, 820 nucleotides. RefSeq lists its product as uncharacterized. The annotation marks the transcript as partial. The record is from RefSeq and is a predicted model, not a curated record. NCBI's taxonomy places the organism in Eukaryota, Metazoa, Porifera, Demospongiae, Haplosclerida, Niphatidae. The transcript is spliced from 5 exons.